CGUUAAACUAUCGUGCAUUUAUUGAUGGUAUACUAUCAUAUUGCUACGAAGAGUUGAACAGUGUACGUUGGUAUUCUAUUGACGGCGGGUUUAUAUUCAUAAUUGGGUGCUUGGAGUGGUCACUGCCCAGUGGUGUGGUAAUAUACCAAGGAAAUCCGUCAGGCGAUUAAGAAAAUGCUCCCCACUCCGUGCACAUCCCACGUCUCCUUCGACACCAUCUACGAACCCUCCGAGGAUUCCUACCUCUUCCUCGACACCCUUGCCUCGCCGUCCGAAUCAGCAUGGCUCACGCAGCGCUUCAACACGACCCCCUCGUCCCCAGACCAAUCCACCGCCUCGCCCCUCGUCGUUGAGCUUGGAACCGGCUCGGGCGUCGUGCUAGGCUUCGUAGCAGCCAAUUCGCAAGUGAUCUUCGGACGGCGCGAUAUCCUCCCUCUAGGGAUAGACGUGAAUCGGAAUGCCUGCAUCGCGACCCGUGAAACAGCCAAUAAAGCAAUCAAAGAACGACAGACCGAUAAUGAAUCGGAAGAGCCCAACGGUCAGAAGACGGUAUAUCUGUCCUCGGUCAUGGCCGAUCUAGGGAGCGCCCUUCGCCCAGGUAGUGUGGAUGUACUUCUAUUCAAUCCGCCGUAUGUGCCCAGUGAGGAGCUGCCCCGGUUACCCGCCGUCACGGAACAGGAUGUCGACGAGGCGGGGAUGUCGCGGUCUGCGAAGUUUGAGCGCGACUCGUACUUCUUGUCGCUGACGUAUGCUGGGGGAAGAGAUGGGAUGGAGACGACGGAUCGGUUGUUGGAGGAGAUUCCGGGGCUGUUGACUCCUGGCCGUGGGGUGGCAUAUGUGCUGUUCUGUGCGCAGAAUCGGCCGCAGGAGGUCAAAGAGAGGAUCAGGGCUUGGGGGGAUGGAUGGCAGGCAGAGACAGUUGGGAACAGUGGUCAGCAGGCUGGGUGGGAGAAGUUGGUUAUUGUUCGGAUAUGGAAGGAAACGUCGUGAUCUGAUGAUGAUAGAGUACGGAUAUAUAGACAUCAAAAAUAGAGCAAUAGACUAAUGACCGAGAUGACUGAUUGAGUGAUGUUUUACAGGCCGAUGGACGUUGUUAUCCAUCACGUAUUCUUUUCCCAAGGUUUAUCAAAUUUCUGCGAGAUAUCGUUUUCAAGUGUCCUAUGGCAGGCCAUGCCACCGACUUCUUAAGAUGUUGAUCCAUGGAUCCUCCCAGCAACGCAUAUCAGCUCGCAAUGUCCGAUGAUCUCGCUUCCUCGUUCAUGCGUGAUAAAACCCACUCUCCCCGCGACAAGAGCCUAUCAUGCCUUGAGCUUGCACGAGACCCGAGGUAUGGCCGUCCGUCAACCGUGCCAAAAACAACCGCAUAUAACGUUCGAUAGUCUCGCUGAGUUCAAG
Molecule: messenger RNA, 1395 nt
Organism: Aspergillus pseudonomiae
Lineage: Eukaryota; Fungi; Ascomycota; Eurotiomycetes; Eurotiales; Aspergillaceae
Product: S-adenosylmethionine-dependent methyltransferase
Exons: 1
Coding region: 175-990 (271 amino acids)
Biological process (GO): methylation
Cellular component (GO): eRF1 methyltransferase complex
Molecular function (GO): S-adenosylmethionine-dependent methyltransferase activity; protein methyltransferase activity; nucleic acid binding
Source: RefSeq, a predicted model, not a curated record